UGACAGGCCCCGCCCAUAUAGUGAGCUGUCAUUCGGUUAGCGGGCAACACGGUUCUCUUCAUAAAAACUGUAAUAUACAAAAAGAAGAAGAAAACAAAUAUGGCAAUUUCUAGCAGUCAGUCUUUUAUUUUGGCUUCUGUGUUAUCAUUAUUGGUUUUUUCUGGGAUGCAAAUGUAUAAACAUUUACUGGUGUCAUCCCAGCCACUAACACUUUUGGGUGGCUUCCUUGGAUCCAUUCUUUUCUCCCUCAUUUUGACUGCUGUUGGAAACCUGGAAUCCUCACUUUUUGGCAAAAGUUUCCAGACAAAGCUUUUCCCAGAGGUUAUUAUUUGCCUUGGAAUUGCAUUAACAGCUUCAGGAAUGGUUCAUCGCAUUUGCACAACUGUUUGCUUGGUGCUUUCAUUAGUCCACUUAUACCACAUAAACUUGCUGUCUCAGAAGAUCUAUGGACAAAGUGUAGCUGUUCAAACUUUCACUACAAAGAAAAGGAAGUAGGGUUGUACAGUCAUUGAAUACAUUUUUAAACCCUU
Daphnia magna is the source of this 530-nucleotide messenger RNA. Its product is annotated as protein KRTCAP2 homolog. NCBI's taxonomy places the organism in Eukaryota, Metazoa, Arthropoda, Branchiopoda, Diplostraca, Daphniidae. Bases 100 to 495 code for a protein of 131 amino acids. The transcript is spliced from 4 exons. The record is from RefSeq and is a predicted model, not a curated record.